AUGAUAACAAUAUGCACUUUCCUAUUACUAUUGCUUCAGUUGACUACGAUUUGUCAUGGGCUGUCUUCGUCUUCUCCUCCGCCUUCAAGGAACAACAACAACAAUAAAAACAACAACAACAACAAUCAGAACAACAACAACAGCGGAAUGCCAACGACUGAAAAUCUGGCCGCGGCCGUCUUGGUGCCCGGGUAUCUCACGGGAGCCAACGAACUAAAAAGCUUGCAAUCCAACUUGGAAAAACAAGGACUGUUGACGGUCACGGUACCAAUGGCCAGCUGGCACUGGGUUUCCGUGGUGGGAGGACGAUCGGUACGACCCAUUUUGGAACGGAUUGAUUUUACCGUCCAGCAUUUGAUUGCGCAGUUGGAACGUAUAGAGGAACAGAAAGAGGAAAUGGACCAGCCGUUUCCGACCUUUCAAUAUUCACUACUAGACGCCUGGAGAGACUUUCAAGAAAAUCCAGGUGGAGUGGCAGAAGUCGGGGGAUCCUCCUUGCCAAACCUCUAUCCCAAGGAUGUUCGACCACGAGGUAAAUUCCCAAUGCCAGUAGUAGAUGACGAUUUGGUGGUGGCAAACAAGAGCCAGAAAAAGAUCGCCUUGAUUGGACAUAGUGCCGGUGGAUGGAUCAGUCGGAUAUACUUGAGUGAACAAGAAUAUGGGGGCAAGGUAUACCAUGGAUCCAGAUACGUCCAUUCGCUAGUAACCUUGGGGACUCCUCAUGCAUCGGCACCAGGUCCAGCCUUUGCCGGUAUAUCUUGGAUCAAUGAACAAGAAAAGCAAUUCGUACCAAAAAGUAAAGUUCGGACUCUGGCGGUGGCUGGAAAGGGUUUCUCGGGAGAUCAAUGGGGAGGCAUGACCAAAGGUGCCUACUCGUUCUGCUGUCCGGAUGGGUCCGAUGGUGCUACAUAUGAUGGAGAUGGCAUGACACCCAUAUUUUCAUCACUGGCCAUGCCAAACUCCGAAUCACUCAUAUUACCACAAGAAAAAGUCAAUCACUUUGGAUGGACAGAUGUGGGAUGGGUCGGAAAACAAGUCGCACCAGAACUUUAUCAAGAUAUGGAAACGAACCAAAGCCCAUGGUAUGGAAGUGAUGAAGUGGUUGCUGAAUGGCUACCUUGGAUUCUAGAAGGUGUCACGAACAAUUGA
Messenger RNA from Cylindrotheca closterium, 1149 nucleotides. NCBI's taxonomy places the organism in Eukaryota, Bacillariophyta, Bacillariophyceae, Bacillariales, Bacillariaceae. The record is from the annotation of a GenBank genome assembly.